CUCGGCGCGGGGCGGGCGCGGGAGGGGAGGAGCCGCGCGGCUGCAGCAGGGCCGGCCCGGGCCUGGCGGUUGUGUGCAUAAGCAACAUAUAUUACCUACAGAUCUGAUAUUUAACAUGCAGAAAAGUAGAGGUCGGACAGGUAGAAAGAGAAGAAGAAAACAUUUUAAAGAUUUGCCUUCAGAUGGAGUAAAUUAUAGUCACAAACUGGAAUAUAUACAGCUUAAGAAAUGGCUGAAAGAAAGGGGAUUUGAAGACAAUCAUUUAAAGCCAGCACAAUUUUCAGAUACAGGAAGAGGACUAUUGACCACAAAAGCUUUUCAGGCAGAGGAGUUGAUUAUUUCAUUGCCUGAAAAAUGCUUACUCACCACUGCCACUGUCCUUAAUAGUUACCUUGGGAAAUACAUUGCAAGAUGGAAGCCUCCCCUGUCUCCUUUGAUAGUACUUUGUACAUUUUUAAUAGCAGAGAAACACACUGGGGAAAGAUCUCUGUGGAAGCCUUACCUUGACAUUCUACCAAAGACAUAUACCUGUCCUGUUUGUUUGGAACAAGAAGUAGUGAAACUUCUUCCUGAUCCCUUAAGAAGGAAGGCUCAGGAGCAAAGAACCGCGGUCCAGGAGCUUUACUCCUCUUCCAAGCCUUUCUUCUCUUCCCUGCAGCCUUUGUUAACAGAGAAUGUAGAGGCAGUUUUUACCUAUGAUGCCCUGCUGUGGGCUUGGUGUACCAUUAAUACAAGAACAGUGUACAUGAAACAGCCACAGAAGGAAUGCUUCUCUAGAGAGCCAGAUAUUUAUGCACUGGCUCCUUAUUUAGAUCUGCUCAAUCAUAGUCCACAUGUUCAGGUGAAAGGUACCUUUAAUGAGCAGACGAGAUGUUAUGAAAUUAGAAUGGAUUCACACUGCAGAAAAUAUAAAGAAGUGUUUAUCUGUUAUGGACCUCAUGAUAAUCAGCGACUCCUGCUAGAAUAUGGAUUUAUUGCCAUUGAUAACCCACAUAGUAGUGUUUAUGUCUCAACAGAUACUCUUCUUAAAUGUGUCUUUCCAGGGGACAAGAAGAGGAAUACAAAACUUUCCAUUCUAAAGGAUCAUAGCCUUUUGGAAAACUUGACGUUUGGAUGGGAUGGGCCAUCUUGGAGACUGCUCACAGCUCUCAAGCUGUUGUGUCUUGGAGCAGAUGAAUUUACUUGCUGGAAGAGAGUGCUAUUCGGUGAUGUGAUUUCAUCUGGAAAUGAAGCGAAGGCUUUGAAACUAGCAACAAAAAUAUGUUUUUCUUUAACAGAGGAGACACAGCAUGUCCUUCAUCAGAUUUCUCAUUUGAAAAAGGAUAACGUAAACCUUGAAGCCCAGCUGGCUUUGAUAAAGGGACUGCGCCUGGAAGACCUAAGGAUCUUGCAAAAGUCAGCAGAGAUUCUGUCCAACUUGAAUGCUACAGCCACUUGACUGCUUGAGAAAGUUGUUCAUGUCUGUUACGACUCAGUGGAUCUCGCUGGCCAGGAGCUACAGGCCUGCCUGACUCAGACACCAUAAAUGACCAGUAACUGCAAAAUAAUAAUGUUAAAUUAUGGUGAAAAUGGGUCCAGCUUUGUUUACAUAUAUUCAUACCAGAUAUGGGAAGAUAUUCUGUACUGGAUCACCCAAGAAAUACAUCAUGGAACAGGAGUCGGCAACAUAUGGCCUGUGGGCUAGAUCUGGCCUACAGAAUCUUUGGACCCAGCUGGCUGAUGUGGGGCUUCAGUAACAUUCAGUGGUCAGGAGCACUGGCUAUAGGCUCUGCGCCUGUGCUGUUGUGGGGACCAGCAGUGGCAGCUGCAGAGUCCUAGCGCCUGUCUUCCUCCAAUUUGGAGUGGGUCAUUUUGGCCCUUAGUCAGAAAAGUUUGCCUACUUCUGGCAUAGAUAAUGCAGCUGAAGGGAAAGGGGGACAAACUUAUCUUUCUGUCUCUGAGUCAUUCAGAUUCGGGAGGAUCAGUGUUUGGAACUUUCUACUGCCUAUGGACUGUAUGGGAGCCCAGUAUCUCUCUCUGGGCCCUCCAGCUUACUAAUGACCUCUUUAAUUUUCCUGUCAUGCCUUGAUCUUACUUAUAAGUUUAGGAAACUGCCAUAUCUAGUCUUCAUCCUCUCAGGUACUGAUACUGGCUCCUGCACACUUAUGUAGGCAUCCUUUUUGUCUCUCCUGUUAAGGGGUGCCUGCUUGAAUCCUCCCACAAUAGAGGUGACUAGCAGGACCUCUCACACUCCACAGUUUUACCACUCUUGUAUGGUCCCAGUGAGUCUUUCUUAUUUUCAUAUUCCCCCUUAGACACUCCAUGAAGGAUCAGUCCAUUGGUUCCCUGGGAGCUCUGCAAUUUCUCUCAGCCCUACAGGGGUGUGUCCUUAGGUUGAAGGAGCUGUCUGUUCCUCCCAUAGGCAACGCUGUGCUCAAAGUCCAUGAGCCCCACAUUUAAAGCAAUGUCCAUGGGUGGAGGGGACCUCUAUCUCUGGGGUUGUCCUGACCUCUCUGUGGGCCUUACUUUCUGUUGGACUGAGUCCUUGGUCAACCUUCCCCAGCUUCCUUAAGUGUUCCCUUCUAACCGUGUCCUGAUCCACUGAAAAAUCUUCAGCAAGCUACACCACUUCUUCCAGUAUUAUGAGGCAGUGUCUCCUCACCCAGUCUCUACCCCCAGUCUCUAAAUCCCACAGUAUUUGUUCUAAUACUGUCUUCUCCACUACUUCCUUGGCUGUUCCUACAUCUAGGUGAUGUCCAUAGGGUCUAACUCUGUGCUUGGGGUUAGUGAAGCAUCUGGUCUUUCUAGUCUCUAAAUUGCUGGCAUUGUGACUCUUGCUAUGCCUCUUUAACAUAGUACAACCUGUUUGACUAUUUCAUAGUUGUGAACCUCCUCUUAUGUCAGGACCUCAUAGGCUUGGCCUUCACUUAUUAAGAGUGUGCCUGAUCAUAGUUGGGGGUUGGACUAGAUGACCUUUUGAGGUCCCUUCCAACCCCGAUUUUCUAUGAUUUUAUGGUGUCCAUGAUUCCUUAUCCCACCCUGUUCCCUCAGCUGUCCUUUCAAUGGCUUCCUGGUAGGUCUCUGGCCCUCACCUGUCAUUUUUUCUACUUUGAUGUUGUAAUUCUUUCAUGAGUCUUUUUCCCACCCCUGCAAUGAAGAGGUUAACUACUAGCUUGUGUUGGUGCAUUGCCAAACUUACUGAACUUCCUUUCUUGUAGCCCUGCAGUUUACAGCCCAUAGCACUGCAACUUACUGCCUUGUGGCAUGCACUUGCCCUCUUCUAAGUAACAUGAUUAGGGCUGCUGUUACAUUCCCACAUUGCUUUGGAGCAGUGGAUGGAACUGUAUUGCUAUUCUAUGGGUCAGUCCUGCUUGACCAUCAUGGCAGGCUCCCUUGUCCGGAAAGACUCAUCAUAGUAGCAUGUGUAGGAACUUGUGCCUCUUAUAUUUACUUGUGAAGAAUGUUAGAAUAGGUCCCAGGAUGUUAAUGGCUUUUGAUAGUCUCCCUUCAUUGUGGGAGAAUCCACUUAUCCUCAGCUUCCUUGGUUAAUGAAACCUUUUAUCAGUCACUUAGACUAUAGAAAGGUAUGAUGUAACUAUCACCUAAGCAGCUGCAGGAUGAUACAGGAGCAUGCAUUUAGAGGACUGACAGGGCAGUGACGUGGUUUCACGUCAAGGAUAGAACACCACCAGUUGUUAUGCUUGUGAACUAUUUUGAGAGAGCCUCACUGAGUGUUGGGAGGCUAACAUGCAGAGAUUUUCAGAAUUUCACAAGCAGCCUGAGAGAAGCUGCCUUCAAAAGGGCAGGGCUGCCUUCUGCUCCCACUUGGAGGCUAGUCCCUGUCCUCAAGGGGCACAUCUCUACAAGUGGGAAUGUGCAUUUCCCUGGGGUUGUGCCACUGCUAGUUGUCCCCGGGGAACACCCCUGCAUGCUUGCGUGGCAAAUUGCCCCAGGUGGGGCAAGGGGAGGCUAGGGCCAGCACCUGGUUUGGCCUCAGCAGCUUGACCUGGGGUCCUGGGUGUCUUCUGGGGCUGCAGCGGCAGCAGUCCAGGCACACAGAGCUUGGCUGGCAACUGGAGCAUGGCUCUGGUUGGCCAUGCUCUGGUUUUGGGCAGUGCACGCUGUAGCCAUGUGUGGUGCCCUGCUUUUCUUUGGCAAUAUAUAUUUUUGACACUGGGAUUUCCUGGUGUCGAAAAACCCCACUGUGCUGCAAAUUAGCAGCACAGUGAAUGCAUGCACAUGUGGCUUGUGGCACUGCAGGCAGGUUUGUGGCACUGCAAAUCGCACAUGCACGCUUGUGGGACAUGCCCAUGAGGACUAACUUUUGUGUUUUAACUUGCAUCUGACUGAACCUGAGUUUAGAACACUUUCUUCAUGUCUUGUGUAUCGAAUCUGUGGAGUGGUUUAUAGAUUUUUAUAUAUUUAUGACAUUUUUACAGAUGUUUUUAUAUGGAAGGAUCUUGGUUCUUCAUUACAUUAUUAGUCACAAUUCAACAAAAGCAUUUAUUUAAAAAUGUAAACAAAAAUGAAUUGUAUAUAAAUAUGUGGAAGUAGAAACAAUUGCAAACUCUGUCAUGUAAAAAAAACAGUACUUAAAAGCAGUGCAAGAGUAUAAACUUAUCAAGAACAUGGAGUUUAUCAAAGAGUGGAAGUGAGUGCAUGUUUUGGCCUUGCAGCUCUAAUUGCUAGAUUCCAGCCACAGGUGGCAUGGACAGAGGUAGGGACACACACACAUACACAUAUCCAAGAAGUAGGGACACACACGUACAGACACACGCCCUAAACAGUAUCAAACAGUCAUGGUUUUUGGCUGGCUGCUUGUUAUACUGCACUUCUAUAUUCAUGGCAAACUUCAAUGGAGCCAUGUUCGCGGCCCUACUCAGCGCUGAGCGGGACCCUGUGCUCUGCCCUGCAGCUAAUGGGUUAAGAAAAUUGAGCUCUUCCUGUGCACUAAAUGUUUUCCUUAACAAUAAAUGGUCUCUCCAGAAGGAGAACACUCCAUGAUGUCUUGCAGAGGAGCCAUGGACACUUACAUUUGCCUAAGACAGUUGUUCUGAAUGUUUUUAGACUUCAUAAUUUUUGUGAAAUGAACAGCACCUUAUUUAAAAAAUGAAUUUAUUUAUUACAGUUCUUAUUUACUUCCUUGCAAAAAGGUUGGGCAAUGGGGGAGGGGCAGGAGUAGAAGAGUAGCAGCUGGAGAGGGUGAGGGUCUGCACUUAAUCGCCUUGCACUGCACCAUAUCCAUAAAAGAAUUUCAUGGCACCCAGAUUGAGAAUCAGUUGCCUAGUGGUUAAAGCAGUCAGCUACUAGGGGCCUGGCUACUAGGUCUUCUUCGGCAUAAGGGGACUCAAACCCAUGUCUACUAAAAGAGUGUCCCUACUAGAUUAGAGUAGGGGUGCUUAACCUCCAACCCGCAGACCAGAUCUGGCCCCUGGUGUCAUGUCAUUCAGUAGGGCUUCCCAUAGGGGAACAGUGGUGGCAUUGAUUGGUGCUCCUCUGCUGCCAAAUUUUUGGACCUGAGGAGUCCCAUGGGCCAGAUUUCAUUUCCUUGCAUGCUAAAUUGGGCAUGAAGGGCAGCAUGGAGUCUAAUCCCAGUAUAUGAGGCCAGGUGGAGGCAGCAUGGAGUCUGAUCCUGGUGCAUGAGGUCAGGCAGGAUCAGCAUGGAGUGCCAGGGCCCAAAGCUAGCAUAUGGGACCCUAUCUUUGGGUGGGGGUGGUGUAGGCCCUAUCUGCGUGUACAGGGGCUAGCCAAAGCCAUAUGGGGCCUGAUCUGGAUGUUUGGGGUUCAAUCCAGCCUUCAGACCAGCUCUAUGCCCCUCUUCAGGCCAGUGGGGCCAAAAGGUUGAGCUCCACUGGGCUGGAGGACUCCCAUGGAAGUUGUGCUAUUGUGUAGUCAAGAAUGCAAGAUUUAUGAGGCCAGAGAGAGAUUAAGCAAUAGGGAAUAUAUCUCUAAGGGUGAGAGCAGUUUCCUGCACUGGGUGAGCCCUGGAUUCUGGUCCAUAUUCUUUAUGUUUUAGCUAAUGUUUCUGUAAUCUGAAGCUGACUUCUUCAGUGAAAAGGGAUGCAUCGUUCUGCACAUCUGCUUGCUCUAGGUGUUUAGCAUAGAUGGCAAACUUCAGUGAUAGCAAUAUAUUUAUGACUUUUUUCCUUCUAUCAUCAAUGUAGGAGUAAUUUAGCUUGAGGAAUCUAGAUUCCAUUUUGGCUGGUUAGUCAACAGACCCAUUAACAAAGUCCCCCCUGUGUGCCAUCAGUUACAUCUGUGCAGUCACAGUCAAGUAUAUGGGUCUGCACAGAUGUAAAAGGGAGCACACACUUUAUUGCAGGUAUAAGAAGUGAAGUCAGAAGAAACCCUACUUGAUUUUCAGAUCCCCAGGUUAGUUUGUAGGGCUGGCACUUUUGGAAGGGGAGAUAGGGAGGGACGUAUUUUUAGGCAGUUGGGUUAAUGCAAUCUGGAGUCACUGAAAAAUGAUAAGCAUAAAACUGUAAGCUGCCAUCUUUACUGAGUCACUUUUCACAGUAUAAUUCUACUUUAAAGUGAAUAACAUAUGGAUUUCUUUCCUUUGAUCUCUUCCAGAGAGUAGCUUCUAAUUUCCAGAUUUCUUCAGUUGUAACAUGUAGAAAUCAUUUAUCAUUGCUUAGUGCUUUUAGAGCUGACUGUUCAGGACAAUAUCAGGUAAUCUCAACUCCUGAGGCCUAUUAAUAAAAGUUUUUAAAUAUGCUAUGAAAACAUUUUCAAGAUGAUACUCUCUAAGGAAGAGCAUUUAAAUGAUAGCUCAGGGGAGAUCUUGACCCUCAGAAGACUCCCUGAGAAUAUAAUAUGUUUUUGAAGAAGAUCUCUACCACAAUGUGAAUUUGAAGUGAUUGUAAGCUCUCUCUCUGAGGGAAACGAUAAACAGUUGGGUGGUAGGAGAGGCUGGCAAAAAACCUGUCUGGUUUAUUUCAUUACACACAAAUCUUGAACUACGUUUAUGCAAAUGUGGCCUCAUUUUCACAUGCGGUAGGGCCAAUAUUUGGUUUUUCAGAAAAAAUCCUGUGAAAUGUAUACUGUUUUAUGGUUUCAAUGCAAAGCCAGGAGAAUCUUGGCAGUUUUGGAAGGACUUUUACUAUAAAGUUAAAAUUGUAUUAAUUUUCAAAAUGAAAAGCCAAACUUGGAUUAUGUGAAUCCAAACAAACUGGUUAUGUCUACAUAAGAUGCUACAUUGCCAUAGCAACAUGCUGUGGUGACAUAGCAACAGCAGGUACAAACCGUGAUGCUAAUGCUAGGUUGCCGUAGUGAUGAGCUACCUCUCUAUAGCGAAUCACUAUGGGAACGCAGCUGCUAAAAAUAACCGUGCACCACUGGGAUGGCGGCACAUAGUUUAGUACUUCCUAAAACAAGUAUACACCCACCGAAAUGGAAAGAAACAAUCACAUAGUUCCAAUAAUUUUUAACUUGUAUAAUCUUGAGGACAUCUAAAUCCUAGAACUCAGUUUUACACUUCUUAAUGUGUAAGUAGCGAUUUAAUGCAAAAUACACAUUCUUGUAUUUGUGUUUGGCUGCUACCAUACUACCUUGGUACAAACCCAAAGAUGUUACCAAAACAACUUUAUUGACUGACUUAAAUAAAACUAGUGCAAUUUCAAUAAUGCCCACUAGAUGAAGCUAGUGUACUGCUGCAAAGAGAGAAAAUUACAGUGUAUCUACAUAUCAUUAUUACCCUACCUCUUACAUUUUUUUAAUGGGGAAGAAGGCCCUCUUUUCAGCAGGCAAUGUCUGUGAUUUGAUUUUCAUAGUUUAGGAAACGGCACUCCAUUGCUAUUAGGAUAAAAUUACAAAGUUAUAUCCUACUCCUUUGCAUUUAGAGUAAGACAUAGCAAAGUUUCUUGAAAGAAUGUUAUUCCUCGCUGCAUUCUUCCAUCUUCUUUUGGUCUGUCUUUUGUAGUAGCCCCUCUGAGUCUCCUUUCUUAGAUAUUCCAAUGCAAGACACCAACUCUUGGCCCAGUUUAUCUUUCUUAACAUUAUUUAGCCUCAUUCAUUAAGGUGCAAUUGAGAGCUGUCCACUUAAAUUGUCUCCGCAUAUUAGGGGCCUGAUUCUCUUCUUAUCUAUACCAGUUUCAGACUGAUGUAGUUUUAUUGAUAUCACUGGGAUGAUUUCCCGCUUGCUGGGGUUGACAAGCAGAGAAACUGGGAGCUUGCAUCUCACUGAAAACUCAGUGUUCUCUUUCGUUCUCAUAAAAAGUUGCAGGUAUAACCAGUGCCGUGGCAAAUUUGGUGCCCAGGGCAAAGCCUGUAGAGGCAGCCCUCCCUCACCUCACGCACAGAUCUGUGGGGCAUACGCCUUCCCCACGCUUGCCUGGGAGUGCACACAGCAACAGGAGCCACGCUCCCCCCAUCCCUGUGCCCCCCAAAUAAGCCGCUCAUGGCUCCAUUCCGUGCCCUGCCCCGGGUGGGCAGCGCCUAUUGGCACCCCUUUGUUUCGGCACCUGGGGCAGUCACCUCGCUUGCCCCAACUUUGCUAUAGCACUGGGUGUAAUUCCAUGCAUUCAUGCUGAAGCUGAGCAGUAUGGAGUAGUCACAAGUCUGUUGGAACCAGUAAGAAUUAAUUACAGGUGCUUAGUACCUUUCAGGAUACAGUCCUUUUUUCCUGGGCCCACCCUCCCUCCUCCAGAUACAGUUAAAAACCACAAGAUACUUGGCACCUACCCUGAUUGGCAUCAAAGGCAGAGCCUGAACUGAAGCCUGUGAGACUGACUAAUAAUAUCUCUGUCCCAGGCUUUUGCUGGCAUGAAUGAGAGUCCUAGGGCUUGUCUUUAUUUUUGCUAUGUCAGUGUUAUGCUGUUUUACAUCUGUUGACUUCAGUAGAAUUAAGGCUUGCCUUGCUGAGAUCAGACUUAGCCCUUAAUCUUUGUUCUUAAGCAAAGUGUAUGCAAGAUAGUGUCGCUUUAAACCACAGAUAUUGCUCAUAUUUAAACAAAAAAAAAUAUCCAUUUGUACUGGGCCCACUUCAGUUGUAAUAUAAUUCCAGUUCUCACAGCAAAAAAAUUAAAAAAAAAAAACUUUGUCAAAUUAGCUCAUAACUAAGACUCUACUUCUCUGCUUCCAGAUAUGACCAACGUCCUCCAAAGCAGCAUUUUUUUCCACAGGUUCAGUUUUUAUUUUCAUGUUUUCACUGGUUACCAAAAGAGAGAAGCAAGCUACAAUCAUAGCUGCAAGCUUUGUAUUCAGGUACUGUGGAUUGAAACUGGUAUAAAACCCUUCAUGUUAACAUCAGUAUAACUGAGAUUAGAGUAAUUUUACAAGACUUGGCUAUAUCAACAUAACAUGUUCCUUAUUUGUAAAAUUAACAUUUCUUUCAUUCUAAUUUUCUGGUGUUGAUGGUUGUCCUUUUGAGUCACACUUGAUACUUUAAUGCAAAUUAUGAAGGAUAAGAAAAUAAGCUUUUUUUAAUAGCUUUGUUUAAAAUCUUAACAGAGCAGGGCAUGAAAGAGGGAUGAUUUAUGUCAAUGAUAAAUCACACCUAUUUUCAAAAGCACUAGUAGUCAGCCUGUAGUGGAAUGUUCUUUUUUUUUAUGUGGAUUGUGCUGUCAGUGUUAAAAUGUAUUUUUUUAAAUAAGAACUUGAUUAAUGGACAGAUUUUCCAUUGAUUUUAAUGGUAGAUCUUAAUAAUUUUAGUAAUUAAAAAAAGACCUGCUUUCGCCUUGUAAUUUCCCCACAGAUAUUAUAAUAUAAGGGCUUGACUCUAUGCGCCUUUACCACAGGAAGAGUUUGAGGCAUAACUUGAAAUGUGGGUGCCAUGGGCAGCACUGGGGAGAGGUGGUGGGUGGGAUGGAGGGAAGUGAUGAAGGGAAUGCUGUGGAUAUUGUGCAUCUGAACUUCAGUUAAGUCUUUUGACAAGGUCCCACAUAACCUUUUCAUAAAUAGGAGAAAUGUGGUCUGGACAGAACUACUGUAAGGCGGAUAGAUAACUGGCUCAAUAGCCCUCAGCAAAGGGUAAUUAUUAACAGGUCCAUGUCAGGAUGGCAGGAGGCUUUGAGUGGAGUCGAACAGGGAUCUGUCCUGGUGCUGUUCAGUGUAUUUAUUAAUGAUUUGAAUGCUGGCAUAGAAAGCUUCUUGAGCAAGUUUGUGGACAACACAAAAUGGAAGGAUUGUGAAUGUGUUGGAGGAUGCAAGUGUAAUUCAGAAGGAUCUCAACAGAUUGGAAAGCUGGGCUGGAGUUAACAGAAAGAAGUUCAGUGCACACAAAUGCAAGGUGCUCCAUCUCAGGAAAAUUAACCAAAAACACGAAGGUAAAAUAGUGAUACCUAGUUGGAUGGCAGCACUUUGCCUGGCAGUCUUGGUAGAUCUCAGACUCAAUAGGAGUCUGCAGUGUGAUUCAUAGAUUCAUAGAUGUUAGGGUCGGAAGGGACCUCAAUAGAUCAUCGAGUCCUACCCCCUGCAUAAGCAGGAAAGAGUGCUGGGUCUAGAUGACCCCAGCUAGAUACUCAUCUAACCUCCUCUUGAAGACCCCCAAGGUAGGGGAGAGCACCACCUCCCUUGGGAGCCUGUUCCAGACCUUGGCCACUCGAACUGUGAAGAAGUUCUUCCUAAUGUCCAAUCUAAAUCUGCUCUCUGCUAGCUUGUGGCCAUUGUUUCUUGUAACCCCCGGGGGCGCCAUGGUGAAUAAAUACUCACCAAUUCCCUUCUGUGCCCCCGUGAUGAACUUAUAGGCAGCCACAAGGUCGCCUCUCAACCUUCUCUUGCGGAGGCUGAAAAGGUCCAGUUUCUCUAGUCUCUCGUCGUAGGGCUUGGUCUGCAGGCCCUUAAUCAUACGAGUGGCCCUUCUCUGGACCCUCUCCAGGUUAUCUGCAUCCUUCUUGAAGUGUGGCGCCCAGAAUUGCACACAGUACUCCAACUGCCGUCUGACCAGCGCCCGAUAGAGGGGAAGUAUCACCUCCUUGGACCUAUUUGUCAUGCAUCUGCUGAUGCACGAUAAAGUGCCAUUGGCUUUUUUGAUGGCUUCGUCACACUGCUGACUCAUGUUCAUCUUGGAGUCCACUAGGACUCCAAGAUCCCUUUCCACCUCUGUGCCACCCAGCAGGUCAUUUCCUAGGCUGUAGGUGUGCUGGACAUUUUUCCUCCCUAGGUGCAGCACUUUGCAUUUCUCCUUGUUGAACUGCAUCCUGUUGUUUUCUGCCCACUUGUCCAACCUGUCCAGGUCUGCCUGCAGCUGUUCCCUGCCCUCCGGUGUGUCCACUUCUCCCCAUAGCUUUGUGUCAUCUGCAAACUUGGACAGAGUACAUUUCACUCCCUCGUCCAAGUCACUGAUGAAGACAUUAAAGAGUAUCGGUCCAAGGACCGAGCUCUGCGGGACCCCACUGCCCACACCCUUCCAGGUCGAAACCGACCCAUCUACCACGACUCUCUGGGUGCAACCCUCCAGCCAAUUUGCCACCCACUGGACUGUGUAGUCAUCCAAUUCACAGCCUCUUAACUUGUUCACCAGUAUGGGGUGGGAUACCGUAUCGAAGGCCUUCCUGAAGUCUAAAUAUACAACAUCCACCCCUCCUUCUGUGUCCAGGUGUUUCGUAACCUGGUCAUAAAAAGAGAUUAGAUUGGUCAGGCACGAUCUGCCUGCCACGAACCCGUGCUGGUUUCCCCUCAGCAUAAUUUGUCCUGCCAGGCUCUCACAAAUGUGAGCCUUGAUAAUUUUUUCAAGGACUUUGCCAAGGAUGGAGGUGAGACUGACUGGCCUGUAGUUGCCCGGGUCCUCCUUCCUCCCCUUCUUGAAAAUGGGGACCACGUUGGCCCUUUUCCAGUCCUCCGGGACUUGGCCCGUGCGCCACGAGCGUUCAAAUAUUCCCGCCAGUGGCUCUGCAAUGAUGUCGGCCAGCGCCUUCAGCACCCUCGGAUGGAGCUCAUCCGGGCCUGCCGACCGUGUGAUGCAGCUUCACAGAAGUUGUGUGUGGUUUUGUGAUGCAUCAAUAGAAGUAUUAGGUACAAGACAUGGGAGGUAAAAGUGCCCCUCUACUCAGCACUAGUUAGGUCUCAUCUGGAGUAUUGUGUGCAGUUCUGGGCUCCACAUUGUAAAAAGGAUGUGGAGAAGUUAGAGAGGGUCCAGAGGCAGGCAACAAAGAUAAUAAAGGGCUUGGGAGGCAAGUUAUAUGAGGAGAGGCUGAAGGAGCUCAGCACUGUCAAUUCGUGGAACUUAAGAGGGGACAUGCCAACAGUCUUCAAAUACUUGAAGGACUGCCAUAAAGAAGAGGAAAGGCACCUUCUAUUGCUGAAGAGAGGAGGGCAUGGACCAAUGGCUUGAGGUUGCAGAAAAGUAAGUUUAGGUUAGAUAUCAGGAAAAACUUCUUCACAAUUAGAACAUUGAGGCAGUGGAAUAGACUGCCUAGGGAAGUUGUGGCCUCUCCUUCAUUGGAGGUGUUCAAGAAAAGGUUGGACAACCACUGGUUGGGGAUGAUCUAGGCAUAGCUAUAUCUAUGUUCUACCAUGGGUAUUUCCUGUGCUUCUGGCCUUUGCUGGUUGCCCCUCCCCACCUUUCUGCUAUGUGUCAUGGUGUUUUUAAGCCUUCCUCAGAGACAUUGGAUGUUGGCUACAGCAAGGCUGGGGACUGUGACGGAAGUGUGCCAGUGCUCCUGCUAGGACCAAAGCCAGAGGUUCCUGGCUAGAGGAUUUUUCCCUUCUGCUCAGAGUCAGGCCAAUUGCCAUACUUGAGGUCAGGAAGAAGUUUUACCCCAUGGUCAAAUUGGUAUGGACUGUGAGGGUUUUUGCCUUUCUUUGUUGUGGGAGGCAUGACCCUCUACUUAGGACCUCUUGAAUAUAUAUUGACAACCUUUUAUAGAAGCAAUACAUUGGCUGUCAUGGUUCCCCUGCUUUACCUGUGGCAGGUUAGGGCAUUAUGUUUAUGUUGUGUCAGCAUUGAUGAUAGCCUUAUGUAGAGUUUAGAUUACAGAUUGUAUAGGAUGGUUUGAUUAGGGAUGAUCUUGCCUCAGGCAGGGGGUUGGACUAGAUGACCUUUGGAAGUCCCUUCCAGGCCUACUUCUCUGUGACUGUAUGGGCAAACAAGCAUGGACGUUUGAGGUAUCACAAACCACACACAUCACACAUGCACCCUUUUGCUGUGCUGUUAAUUUGCAAUGCCGUGGGUUUUUUUGACACCAAGAGAUCCAAAUGUCAAAAAAAACCACCACUGAAAAAAGAUAUGAUGCAUGCAACAGCAGCAUGCGAAGCCAGAAAGGGAGCCUAGCCAGCCAGAGCCACACUCUGGCUGCUGGCCAGGCUGUAAGCAGCUGGAUCACUGCAGCUGCUGCCCUGGGAGGCCCCCAGGAGCCCAGAUAAGGCUGCUAGGACCAGCACAGGUGCUGGCCUCAGCCUCCCCUGCCCCACCCAGGACAAUUUGCCCUGCACCAACCCCACUUACAGGGGUGUGCAUUAUGGUAAAAAGCAGUGCAAAUUUGUGCCACUGCUAUUUUUUGCUGCAGCAACCUCAUGCCCCUUCAUAUGGGGACAUGCCUUCUGAGUCUGUGAUCUCUCAGAGCAGAGGUUAUCACAAUUGUAGCAUGGUGCUAGCUGCUGCCACCUCAGUGUAAACUCUGAACACCAGUGGCAGCAGUGUGGGUUCCUUGUGGACUCCCUUUUCAGUGUCUGCUCUAAUGAGUGCCUGGGGCUAGUGCCCCAGUCAUCCUCCCUAGGUUCGCUUCUGAGAAGAGUGCCUUGUCAUGUGAGUUGAAGCCAAAUUGUACUCUCAGUUCUGCCAUUGGGAAACUAGAUCAGCUUCACCAAAAGUGGAAGUGGCCCUGGCUUGUCUAUAGAAACCUUGUUUAUACUAGAAAAAUCACCUGGUACUGACAGGAGGCAUCAGGAAUAGGUGCAGUUGAACUGGCUCUUUGGUUCAUUUUUAUCUAACUAUACGAGCUAAAUUUCCAGCAUCAUUGUCAACAAUGCAUCACUUUUCUAGAAAGAACAUUUUUUUAAACAUUUCUCUUCACAAAAGAAAAUGUUCUAAUCAGUAAAAAUUCUACAGAAAACUCAGAAAUAAACAAAAGUGAAACAGAAGGAAAACGCUCUGCCCACAUUUUCUCUACUCAGGUUCUAAGCUUUGAGUCUAAGUAAAUGGCAAGGUAUAAAUGUGAAAUGGCCAAUAAAAAAAAAGCUGUGAUAGUUAUUUGGAUAGUUAUGAAAACCAUCUGGAUCAGCAGCUGUUGUAAUUGUACUUUCACUGUUUGAAAGGCUAAUACAUUUAAACAGAAAGACUGAGAUGCAAGGAACUACAAGAGCUACACCGUUUAGUGUUAAAUGGUAAGGUUUGCUCAUCUCCUGGGUUGUAGGGUGCCUGCACGACAACAGCUAGCAUUGUCACAAUAAAUGGACUGGUAGUUACAUCCCGGCUGCAGCAGGGGAGAUCUCCGUCAACCGCACCGUGCCAGGCUGUGAGAACCAGAUGCGCCCUGAUAUCGUUAUCAUGAACGAAGAGGCCAAGAAGGUUGUGAUCAUGGACGUGGCCAUCCCCUUUGAGAACUGGCAUAAAGCCUUCACCAAUGCCAGGGCUUGCAAGCAGAAGUACACCCCACUGGCCGACAUCCUAAGGGGCCGUGGCUACGAUGUGAUGAUUGACACGCUCAUCAUGGGAAUGCUUGGAGUCUGGGACCCCAGCAACGAGAGUGUCCAGCAUGCCUGCCGCUAUGCCAUGCUGAUGCGCUGCCUCCUGGUGUCUGACACAAUCUGCUGGUCCUGUGACAUCUAUGUGGAGCACAUCAUGGGCCACUGCCAGUACAAUAACCCCGUCAGAUUAACUGCCACCAGACUGGACCCAGAGGGGACCACCUGAAUCCCGCUCUGCACCUGAUGGACUUCACUUUGAGAAGAAUCUUCAGCAACGGACCACCAUGCUCCACCCGAAGAGGACCCUAUAUGGACUGAGAUGAGACUCUAUAUGGACUGAGAAACUUUCUUCAACUUCUUCCUCCACCAUUGUGGACCAUUGUACGGGUUUGUGUGUAUCUAUCUUCUUUCUCUCUCAGCAUCACAAACCCCCUCCCUCCCCUUUCCCCAUGCCCAGGUUUAGUUGGCUAACAUUGUAUUUUCUGUAACCUAGUUGCAUUCCGUUCUUCACCCCCAUCCUUCUUAUGUUAGUCUCUCGCUCGGGUAAUCUGUAUUUCCCUACUGGCUUUGUCAUCUUUUUGGGUUCAUAACUGUUAACAUCUACUAAUAGAAUUCAGUCUGUUCUUAAGACUUGCAAGACUCCCAGCUCUGACACUGAAUUACUGCAUGACUCUGGUGAAUGGAGUUAGGUAUCUAAAUACCUUUGAGGAUCUGGGAUUUGGUAUCUGUGGGCACGUCUACACAAGACAGUCAAUGUGCAGUAGCCUAAUAACACUGCGCCAUAGUGUGCCAGGCAAAAACCGUGUUAAUAUGCUACUGUGCAGUAGUAUUAGGCUACUGUGCACUGCAGUAUGCCUGUGUGAAUAGGGAAGUAUUUGAAUUUGGCCGAUUCAUAGGACAGUGAUUCAAUUCAGAGAUUCGGAUCGCUGUCCUGAAUUGAUUCAGCCAAAUCAGCUUUGGAAGAUUUGGCACUGAUUCAGAGAGAUUCAGUGAUUUGAAUUGGCCGGGGAGAGGCAGGAACAGCCAGGCGGCUGCAGGUUCUUCCACGACUCUUCCAGCUGUGCCUAUCUCUCUCCAGGCUUGGGGAGCCAUGGGAGAAGCCCGCAUGUCUGCCCUGCCUGGCCCCAUCCCCUGCCCGGCCCCAGCCUAAUCCCAGCACUUAAAAAAAAAAGCCCUGCACUCGCUGGUUGCUGGAGUGGUCAUUAGGCAGAGCCCCCCCACACAACAUGGGGCAGUGGGGGGCAGCAGGGAUUCCUCCCCGCUUGGUACCCGUGUGGCAGCUGCCCCAUGUGCGAGUGAAGCAUGGCUUGGCAGGGCUCUGUGCGCUGCCUGGGAUCUGGGGUCACUGGGGCUGUGUGCUGCUGGGUUCUGCCUGACUGCUGGAGCUUCUGCAGCUCCCAGACAGUGCAUGGUGCCCUGCUGAGGCAUGCUGCACCCAUGCAAUGUGACAGCUGCCGCAUGGGUGCCAAGUGUGGGGGGGGUGAUCCCCACUGCCCCACACUGUGUGGGGGGACUCUGUCAUGCAUGCCCAGAGGCCCCAAUCACCGCUCCUGCAGCUGGUGACUGUGGAGCUUUAAAAAAAAAAAAGUCCUAUACUCAUCAGCUGCAGGAUCGGCAAUUGGGGCCUCUGGGUGCUUGUGGCGGAGCCCCCACAGGCCGUGGGGAAUGACCCCCCACCACUUGGCACCCACGCAGCAGCUGUUGCAUUGUGCAGGUGCAGUGUGGCUUGGCAGGGCUGGGAGCUGGGGCCACUAGGGUUGAGCACUGCCAGGCUCCAGCUGAAUGCCGGAGCCGCCCCAUUUCCCAGGCAGCGUGCAGCGUCCUGCUGAGCAGCUGCUGCGUGGGUGCCAAGUGGGGUGGGGGAGAUUGGGGCCUCAGAGGCCCCAGUUGCCGCUGCCAGAGCCGGUGAGUAUGGGGCUUUUUUUUUUUAAGUGCCCUGCUGCUGCUUGCCCAGCUGGUGCAGGGGUGGCAGCAGGGCGUAGCCCCCACUCCCAGAGCUGCCGUGCCUGCAUCAAUGUUGGGAGCAGAGGCUCUGCCCUGCCACCGCUUAUCAGCCAGCAUGGCCGGUGCAAGUUCUGGGCGCGGCAGCAUUGGGAGCAGUGGUUAUGUACUGCUACCACUUGCCCCCUCCCAUAUGGAGCAAGCCGUGCCUGCAUCCUGCCCCCUCCACUCUGGCUGGGCAAGCAGCAGCAGGGAAGAAACCCCACUCCCAGUGCUGCUGCACUGCAUCCUGGACUCUCCCACUCCCCUCCCCGAGUAACACCCCACCCAUCCCUGCUGGGCAGCUUGUCCAACCCCCAGGCCGAAUCCUUCCCUCCCCCAUGCCCAUUCCUUCCCCCUUCCCCCAACCCCAACAGACUUAUCAGCUGGAGGCAGCUGUCAGCUGCCUGUUUUCCAAAGUUUUUCUGAAUCAAUUCAGAUGCUUCAAAUCAAUUUGGAUCUUUUACUUGGUCUCCCAGUUUGAUUCGGAUUUGGAGUUUCGGUCCCCAUACCGGGCCGAAUCUUCUCCGUAUCAAAUCAGCUACUGAAGCUUUACACAGCCCUACUAUGCAGUAAGUGUCACUAAAAACUAUGUGCCGGUGCUACUGCGUGGUGACUGUAGUUACCAUGCAUUUAGUUAGUACAGUAAAAUCUCUGUUGUCUGGCAUCUCUGGGGUAAGGGGAUUGCUGGUUAUGUAAAAACUCCAGUUAUCUGAAAUAACCCAGCAGGGUUUUCAGAUAACAUGGAGCAGGGGGGAGGGGGUGGAGGCCACAUGCAGAGUGGCAGCAGCUCAGGGUGGUGGGUGGUGGCAGUGAUGGCAGCAUGCAAACUUUCCCCUGGGCCGCCCCCCCCCCCCCACACACACACAUUUGGCUGACAGAGCACAGGGUGGCAGGUGGCGGUGGCUGCAUGUGGAGUGGUGGUAGCAUGGGGUGGUGGCGGUGGCCGCUGUGUGCAAGCUUUCCCCUGCCCGCCUCCUGCAUCUGAUCGUCUGGCUGGAAACUCCAGUUAAUAGAGUUGAUGAAGUACCAGAUAACAGAGAUUUUACUGUACUUCAUUAAGCAAGUACUAAACUAAAUGCUCAGUAACUACUGCACAUUAAUGAAUGUGCAGACAUGCUCUCUGUGCCUUGGUUCCCCCUCUUUAAAACAGAGAUCAGAAUACUUACUCUCCCACAAUGGGGUUGUGAGGAAAACUACAUUAAAGGUUGCAGGCACAUGACACUUUCACACUGGUGUAUUUCACAUUGGUUUUGUUUCUGUCAGGAUCUGGAGUGAACAUACAAGCAGCAUACUCCAGAGUAUCAGUUUAUAGGCUGCUAGUACAGUUCCUAGCUAGUUGGUAGGAGGGUAGCAGACAGUAGCUUUAGCAAAGCUGUCCUAGGAUAGUUAGUUGAAACUGCCUAAAGUUGUAGAUGUACUGCACACCCAGUGGUUACUGGUGUAUAGUUAGUAUAGAUUUUUCAUAGGAAAACUUUACAUUGGAAUAAAUGACUUACACCAGAAUAAGGCUAUAUUCUGUGUGUUCACUCAAACUUUCUACUGGUCUAAAGGCAGAUAACAAAUAUGUUGUGUUCAGACCCAAAAACUGUGAGGGCCAAAUAAGCACUGUAGGUAGAUAGGGAAAUGAAGUUCCCUAAACAUGGCAAUUCUUUGCUGUGCAAACUUCCAAACAAAGUUUUAAUCCUUUGGUGUUUUGAUCCUUGAUUCAUGAGCCUUUUUGCCAAACCUGGAGGUUCCCCAUGUAGGGUAAACAUUUUAAAAUAAAUGCUGUUGUACUAUAAUUAUUAUCAAUUAUGUGUUACAGCCUGAAAGAAUAUUAAGAGCUCGUGACAGAGAGAUCGCUGGUACCCUCUACAUACACUUUGACCACUGUAAUUUUAAGGAAUCAUUUUCUCCAUGUGAGCACUUACAUUGUAAAGAAUGAUGUGGAACAGAGGCAUUAAACAUCUCUUCCUUUGUUUAUAACUAGAAAUAUAUAUCUGACUGCAUUAAAGAACAUGAAAACGAGUUUUGUCUUCUUUUCCUACUACUGUCAAACAAACUUCACCUUGGCGCUCAGCAUCACAUGGCAUUUGUCACUGGCAGGAAACAUAAACUUUACCUUGUGAAUAUAUAACUUACAGUCACUUCAUAGGAAGAACAAAAUCCUUUCAUCAUGUUCAGUUUUCUUCACUGUUUUAUUUCACUUAAAACAUCACUUUGUACCAAAUGGUUUUUGUCAGUAGUAAUUGGCAAAUGCUGGAGGCAGUUUUCAAGGCUGUCUGAAUGGAAAAUCUCAAAGUGGUUGUCUGCAUUGAAAGAAAAUAUUACAUCUGAUCUUUUUUAUGAUAUUCACAGACAUGAUGUAUGUCUGCAUUCUUGAGUUUGAAGAAUUCUAGUGGUUUUUUUAACUGUGAGGAAGUAACACUUCACUAUUAUUUUGCAGCAUUGUCUGAGAAAUAACCGCAAUACACAAUAAUGUGCUUUUUUUUUUUUAACACUUUGCGAAGGUCCAUUUUUACUAUCCAUUUAUUGUGGUUUUACAUGUUGGCAAGCUGUAAUACUCUGAAUGAUAACUUUGUAUAUUGCCUUUCAUCUACAUUUGUGUUUAGACAUAUAUUUCUUCCAAUGUGUUUCCUGUGAAUAAUGAGUUUGACUCAAAGACUGCCUUGCAAUAAAUCACUUUUCCCUUAA
Alligator mississippiensis (American alligator) is the source of this 19200-nucleotide messenger RNA. RefSeq names its product SET domain containing 4 (gene SETD4). The transcript has 11 exons. Gene Ontology annotation, biological process: peptidyl-lysine trimethylation; peptidyl-lysine monomethylation; positive regulation of transcription by RNA polymerase II. The record is from RefSeq and is a predicted model, not a curated record. Gene Ontology annotation, molecular function: histone H3K4 methyltransferase activity; protein binding; histone H3K36 methyltransferase activity. Bases 116 to 1438 code for a protein of 440 amino acids. NCBI's taxonomy places the organism in Eukaryota, Metazoa, Chordata, Crocodylia, Alligatoridae.